AUGAGUGUUGUCUCCGCUGCCGUAUCUAAAACUGUCCCUGCCCCAAUUGAGCGUGUCAAGCUGUUGAUUCAAAACCAGGAUGAGGCCUUGAACUUUGCAUUCAAGGAUUACUUCAAGAGGCUGUUCAAUUUCAAGAAAGGCAGGGAUGGUUACUGGAAAUGGUUUGCUGGUAACUUGGCUUCAGGAGGUGCUGUUGGUGCUCUUCUCUUUUCUUUGUCUACUAUUUGGAUUAUGCUCCGUUUCACCAAUGAUGCCAAAGCUGCAAAGAAGGGAGGAGAAAGACAAUUCAAUGGUCUGAUUGAGGUCUACCAGAAGACACUGAAAUCUGCUGGAAUUGCUGGUCUUUACUGUGGAUUCAACAUUUCUUGUGUUGGAAUCAUUGUCUCCGUGGUCUCUACUUUGGACUCUAUGAUUCACUGA
Pyrus x bretschneideri (Chinese white pear) is the source of this 420-nucleotide messenger RNA. RefSeq names its product ADP,ATP carrier protein 1, mitochondrial-like. Gene Ontology annotation, molecular function: ATP:ADP antiporter activity. Gene Ontology annotation, biological process: mitochondrial ATP transmembrane transport; mitochondrial ADP transmembrane transport. Gene Ontology annotation, cellular component: mitochondrial inner membrane. Lineage: Eukaryota; Viridiplantae; Streptophyta; Magnoliopsida; Rosales; Rosaceae. The transcript has 2 exons. The coding region runs from base 1 to 420 and encodes 139 amino acids. The record is from RefSeq and is a predicted model, not a curated record.